AGGUAUCAUUGGUGCUUUCAUUGCCGUUCUCAUGACGACGUCACCGCCUCCCCAAGAUGCUUCUCCACCGGCCCUCAAAUUGGAAGAUCUCAUGAACGCCAUCACGAACUUGGGCAACGAAUUGCAUGCCACGCGGGUUCAACAGGCGUCCAUGGCAAGGAAACUCGCCGAGAUUGCUCCUGAAGACUCCUCCGGUGUUCACGGUCGUCCCCCCACCACCGGGUUUCGGCCGCCGGGGACGCGUGUGCCAUACGUCCAAGCCGGCUCUGAUCCCAUCCCGCACAUGCGUGUUGACGCACCCCGUUUUACCGGGGAGGAUCCCACAGGGUGGGUAUUCCGGGUUCAAAAGUAUUUUGAUUAUUUUCUUACACCGGAGGAAGAACGCUUUCACCUGGUCGCUAUGCUCAUCGAUCACCCCGCUUCGGAGUGGUUCCGAUAUUAUCAAGCUAACAACUGUAACGCCCGGUGGCCAGAAUUCUUGAAGGCGGUCCAGCAGCGCUUUGAUCCCAGUUACUACGAAAAUUAUGUUGGGCUUCUCUCCAAACUGACACAAACCUCUUCGGUGAUGGAUUACCAAACAAGCUUUGAAGCCCUAUUGAAUAAAGUUUCGGGUGUUCCGGAGGCAACGCUCGUAGCCAUGUACAUCGCCGGUCUCAAACAACCUGUGCAGCGUGAAGUGAACCUCCGUACUCCAACUACCCUCCCGGCUGCGUUCGCCUUAGCACGUGAGUUAUCGGCCUCUUAUCAAGACUUGCAGGGUGCCUCUUCCUCACGCCGUGCAUGGCCGGUCCGCCAACCAGCGACCACUCCCCCUGGGUUUCCAAUUUCGGCCAACCCGUCCCAGAUCCCGCCGCCUUCCCGAGGGUCCUUUCCGCCAUCCAAACCCGCUGCUUCCAGUUCUCUCUCUCAGUUGCCUAUUGUUAAA
Molecule: messenger RNA, 925 nt
Organism: Cuscuta campestris
Lineage: Eukaryota; Viridiplantae; Streptophyta; Magnoliopsida; Solanales; Convolvulaceae
Source: the annotation of a GenBank genome assembly